UAUAUAUAUAUGCAAAAACAGAGCAGUAGCAGGGAGAUUAAGUUAGGAGAAAUUAAAGAUGGUGUGGGUAUGUAUAGGUUGGGUUAUGGUGGUGGCUAUGGUGGCUGCAGGAGCAACCAGUGGCGGAGAAGACGUCACAUAUGACGGCAGGUCUCUCAUCAUCGAUGGCCAAAGAAAACUUUUGUUUUCGGGUUCAAUUCACUAUCCUCGAAGCACUCCUGAGAUGUGGCCAUCUUUGAUAGGCAAAGCCAAAGAAGGGGAACUAGAUGUUAUUCAAACCUAUGUGUUUUGGAAUCUCCAUGAGCCCCAACCUGGAGAGUAUGAUUUCAAUGGAAGAAAUGAUUUGGUGAAAUUCAUAAAGGAAAUCCAAGCACAAGGUCUUUAUGUCUGCCUUAGGAUUGGACCUUUCAUCGAGAGUGAAUGGACUUAUGGGGGUUUACCUUUUUGGUUGCAUGAUGUCCCGGGCAUUGUUUAUCGGUCAGAUAAUCAACCUUUCAAGUGGUACAUGCAAAAUUUUACUACAAAAAUAGUAAACUUGAUGAAGUCGGAGGGUUUAUAUGCUUCUCAAGGAGGACCCAUAAUUUUAUCACAGAUUGAGAAUGAGUACGGAAACAUUGAAUCGGCUUUUGGAGGAAAAGGAACUUCAUACGUCCGCUGGGCAGCGAAUAUGGCCGUUGACCUACAAACUGGUGGGCCGUGGAUUAUGUGCAAGCAAAACGAUGCUCCCGAUCCAGUGAUUAAUACAUGCAAUGGAAUGAAAUGUGGAGAAACUUUUGGAGGGCCUAACUCCCCAACAAAGCCAUCACUCUGGACUGAGAAUUGGACAUCAUUUUAUCAAGUGUAUGGGGGAGAACCAUACAUACGAUCUGCUCAAGACAUUGCGUUUCAUGUGGCUCUUUUCAUUGCUAAAAAUGGAAGCUAUGUAAACUAUUACAUGUAUCAUGGUGGAACGAAUUUCGGCAGAACAGCAUCAGCUUAUGUCAUAACAGGUUAUUACGAUCAAGCUCCCAUUGAUGAAUAUGGUUUAAUUAGGCAACCCAAAUGGGGCCAUCUAAAGGAGCUGCAUUCUGUAAUCAAGUCUUGCUCUUCAACUUUACUAGAGGGAGCACAAACUAAUCUCUCCUUGGGUCCACUUCAACAGCAGGCAUAUGUUUUCGAGACACAAGGAGGAGGAUGCGCUGCAUUUCUUGUCAAUAAUAAUUCAAACAAUGCAACUGUUGAAUUUAGAAAUAAAUCAUACGAGUUGCUUCCUAAAUCGAUUAGUAUUUUACCGGACUGUCAAAAUAUACUCUUCAACACUGCCAAGGUAAACGUCGAGUCCAACAAGAGAAUCAUGACAUCAACUUGCAAAAUGAAUGGUGUUGAUAAGUGGGAAAAAUACACAGAUGUUAUCCCCAACUACUUAGAUACCGCAAUAAGAUCCAAAACUUUGUUGGAGCACAUGAAUACAACCAAAGAUAAAUCUGAUUAUCUUUGGUAUACUUUCAGCUUUCAACCGACUUCCUCUUGCACUCAACCUCUACUCCAUGUGGAGUCUCUUGCUCAUGUUGCAUAUGCUUUUGUCAACAACAAAUAUGCAGGAUCAGCUCAUGGAAGUAAAAAUGGAAAGGGCCCAUUUAUUAUGGAAGUGAAGAUAGUCUUAAACGACAACGGAAUGACCAAUAAUAUUUCUAUUCUGAGUGUUAUGGUUGGACUACCGGAUUCGGGAGCUUUUCUGGAGAAGAGAUAUGCUGGAUUAACAAGAGUGGAAAUUCAAUGCACUGAAGAAAAGGAUUUGUACAACUUUACGACUAAUUACCAGUGGGGAUAUCAGGUAGGGCUGGUUGGAGAGAACAUACAGAUAUACAGAGAGGAACUUUUGGAUAGUGUUGAUUGGAGGAAAGCUGAUCUCUCCACUGCUCAGCCCCUUACUUGGUUUAAGACAGAAUUUGAGGCACCAGAAGGAAAUGAUCCAGUGAUAUUAAACCUUACCACAAUGGGCAAAGGCCAAGCAUGGGUCAACGGACAAAGCAUAGGUCGCUAUUGGAUUUCAUUUCUCACAUCCAAAGGCCAUCCUUCACAAACAUGGUACCAUGUUCCUCGAGCAUUUCUUAAUAAUACCUCAGCAAAUCUUUUAGUUAUACUUGAAGAAUCCAAUGGAGAUCCUUUGAAGAUUUCAUUAAACACAGUUUCCACCAAAAGCUUACCACAUUAUAUUUACGGUAACCAUUUCCACAAAAAUUCAAUGUAAUACAUUCAUUCUAAUAUUUUACUUGUAACAACCAAAUUCAAAUCUAUUACUAAUCAUACCAUUUACUGUUCACAUUUCAGAACUCACAUUGUAACUACCUUUAUAAUAUAUUUGGAUUG
This is a messenger RNA of Hevea brasiliensis (rubber tree), 2349 nucleotides long. RefSeq names its product beta-galactosidase 6. Gene Ontology annotation, cellular component: cell wall; vacuole. Lineage: Eukaryota; Viridiplantae; Streptophyta; Magnoliopsida; Malpighiales; Euphorbiaceae. Gene Ontology annotation, molecular function: beta-galactosidase activity. Gene Ontology annotation, biological process: carbohydrate metabolic process. Bases 59 to 2230 code for a protein of 723 amino acids. The transcript has 17 exons. The record is from RefSeq and is a predicted model, not a curated record.